GAGCGAGGCCAUUUUAUAUUGCUGUGGAGAUUGAGAAGAGUUGUUGUAUGCUGGAGUGUCAUUGCCGCGAUGCCGACGAAACGCUGUUAUUUUCAUCCGGAUUGCAGGUCCACUUUGUUCAGCCUUCCUAGGGACGGGGAAGUUAGGGAUCAAUGGUUAAAAAUUAUUUUUAACUCGGUCCCUCAAAAUUAUUACCCAAAUCUUGCUCUCUGUGCUGCUCAUUUUACGGAGGAAAGCUUCCACAAUCUUCGCGAGUUCAAUGCAGGAUUCGCCCAACGGCUUGUCCUGAAAGAUGGAGCAGUUCCAACUUUAAAAACAGAAGCUGUUUACGGGCCACAACCUACAACAUCUCAGCAGGGUUCGAGUUCCCAAGAGCUCCCCACUACAUCUACACUUCAUGAAGUUGGAUGUCAGUCAGACCCUAUAGAGACCGAAACUGUAGCCACAGAGAAAAAGCCAAAGAUGCGAUCAGUGGGCACACAACUUUCAAUGGGACACUCAGCAAAAUUUGGCAGCUACACCAUUAUGCACAUGGAAACCAACAAAAUUCUGGAUCUUCAACUAGUUCAGAGCAACGAGGUUGGUGGAAGUUAUCAUAUGGAAAAGGAGGGAUUGAAGCGUUGUCUUGAUAAGCUCGAGUCUAAUGGUUUAGCUGUUGACUACAUCGUCACUGAUCGCCAUCCGCAGAUUCAGAAGUACCUGAGGGACCACAAUAUCACUCAGUUCUAUGACGUGUGGCACUUUGAGAAAGGUUUAUCUAAGAAACUUGACAAACUUUCAAAAAUGAAGGACUGUGAGGUGCUGAAAAAAUGGUUGCACAGCAUCAAAAACCAUGUUUACUGGAGUGCGAUUUCCUCUGAGUCUGGGCCAGAAAAGGUGGCGAAGUGGAAUUCACUGCAGAACCACAUCCAAAAUGUACAUGUUCAUGAGAACCACCUCUUCCCUAAGUGUGAACACCCAGACAAAGUUUCCAGGGAUCCAAAAAAAUGGAUCCAACCAGGAUCAAUAGCGCUCCAUAAAGUGGAAAAGCUAUUAUACAACAAGAGAGUUCUCAAGGAUAUAGAAAAGCUCAGCCACAACUUUCAGACGUCAUCACUGGAGGCUUUCCACAGUCUGAUUUUGCGUUUUGCCCCAAAGAACGUGAUUUUCCCUUUCAUAGGAAUGUUGUGCAGGCUGUAUCUUGCAGCAAUGCACUAUAAUGAAAAUGCUAACCGUGAGCAGGCAACAACAACAGCAAAGCCAGUGAAAAUAGAACCAACAUACAACUAUGUGGAUGACCUUAUGAGCCUUCUGUUACAUAAAGUCUUUGUGGACCCCAAGCCAUAUGCAGAAGAGCUGCAUGCAAUCCCCAUUCCACCUCCUCUGUCAUCACAGUAUGAAAAACCUUCCAAAGAAGAGGUGAUUGCCCAGCGUGUGUCACGAUUCAGUCGAGGGGUGGCCGGAACCCAACAUACUGUCCCGCUGGAUCAGGAAACUGUAGACGGAUCCGGUUAA
Messenger RNA from Carassius carassius (crucian carp), 1494 nucleotides. RefSeq lists its product as uncharacterized. Lineage: Eukaryota; Metazoa; Chordata; Actinopteri; Cypriniformes; Cyprinidae. The record is from RefSeq and is a predicted model, not a curated record. The coding region runs from base 70 to 1494 and encodes 474 amino acids. The transcript has 9 exons.